Messenger RNA from Neodiprion fabricii, 1781 nucleotides. RefSeq lists its product as uncharacterized. NCBI's taxonomy places the organism in Eukaryota, Metazoa, Arthropoda, Insecta, Hymenoptera, Diprionidae. The transcript has a single exon. The record is from RefSeq and is a predicted model, not a curated record. Gene Ontology annotation, cellular component: nucleus; cytoplasm. The coding region runs from base 963 to 1532 and encodes 189 amino acids.
UCAUAUUUUUUUGCCAUUAAUUUGGGUGAAUAGAAAUGUGAAUCUCUCACGGCAAAUCUGAAAUCUCAAUAAAAAUGAACUGUUUGAUAGUUAAAUUCAUUUUACAGACAUUAUUUAACAAUGAGCUGUAAUAUCUACAGUCAACAAUGCGGACAAUUCGAGUGCGAGAAUUUCCGCGGAAAAUCAACACAUUCCCUCUGUCAUCAAGUAUUUGAAAACGCGAUUGACCAUUCAGAUUUUAUGCGCGUACGGCCGAGCACGCUGACAAUGACUUCGUAGAUAUUUUCAUGUAAAUUUACCCAUCAAACCGAUUUCUUGAACCUUCAGUACGUAGAUAGCAAGUUAUCAGAAAUAAAUUACAAUACUCGUGAACACCGUUAAAUCAUGUUAAAAAUCGUACGAAAUGAAUUUGAACUGGCAUUACUUUAUUCUGAAAUUGUCAAUUUCUACGCCAGAGAUUCAGAAAUAGAUUGGCCUAAGGUAAAUAUCACGGGGUGCCGGUAACAAAACGGCGACUAUCUCCUUCUAAUCUUCAAUAAACGCAGCCUAUCGAGACCUUAUAAUUUUUUGCGAAACUGUACUAGUAAAAAAAGUGUCGAGUCAAAUCUUUACGGCCAGUGGAAUGUCUUGCGCAUUCAUCUGCAAAUUAGGUCGGGAAAUAAUUACCAAAUUCCGAUGAAACUAUUCGGGAAAUGGGUGACAAGAUUCAUACUUGCUGUAAUUCCAAUACGAGAAGAUAAUAGAAUCACCUCUUGCAGUAAUCGUACGUGACUUGAUUGCGACUACAUGGCCUAUAGCUGUCGGCCAUUGUUACGAUAAACGAUUAGCAGAUCAGUUGCUAUCGCUACCGUACGCACAGUCCCGAGAGGGCUACGCAUGCGCUACGAAUCACAUAGAAGAACCGGUAGGGUUCAAAAUUUUAAAUAAAACCUAGAAUUAAUGAAUACGAAGUUACGGCUGCAAUGAACAGAUACUUGAAACGCAAAAAAGUACUUAAGACAAUGCCAAAGAAGAAAAACCAAAGUUUGAAAGUGAAAAGUGUUAGGUCAACUAUACAAAGUAGCGGCAGACCAACACCACGACCUUAUGAAACUGAAGAAGAAGCAAUAAUUCGACGUUUUCACGAUGCUCAGCGAAUGGCAAGAUUUCGAGCUAAACGAAAAAAAGCCCUGGAACAGAGGGAGAUGCUAGAAUCAUCGGGACUUGCAAGGAUGACUGUUGUAUCGGAGACGAAGAAGAGAAACUUAAUAUUGCAACUAACUGAACCUUUUAUCAUGGUUUCUAAUUCGAAAACAAUUCAAUCUAUGUCUGCAAAAAGGCUUGAACAAAGUCCGACAAUACAUUUACCUUUAGUUCCUGACCAAAGCAAGUACUCCCAACUUCUGAGUGUUAUCGAAGAACUUGGAAAGGACAUUCGACUGACUUAUGCUGGAAGCCGCACUUCUGUUGAACGACUCAAGGUGGGCAUCGUACGUGCCAAAUUAUUAGUCAGAGAUUGCCUAUUAGAGACUGAAGUGAAUUCUAAAUUAUAAUAGGUCAAGACUAUCAAUUUAGAAAAGUAUACACCAUAGUCUCUGUUCCUAAUUUGAUACAAGACCUCUGAGCGUGGAUUGAAGUUAUAAUCAUUAAACCAUUAAGAAGCACUAUGAUGUUACGCAAAUUUCCAAUUAUGCAACAUUUGAAAUGUAUUGAAGUUUAAGUCUGACGUUUCGAUAUCCUAUUUUUAGAAAUGAAAAUGGUAGAACUACUAAAUAUUAAUUAAUUUCUAAGUUUGCAGUGAA